Molecule: messenger RNA, 1247 nt
Organism: Panicum virgatum (switchgrass)
Lineage: Eukaryota; Viridiplantae; Streptophyta; Magnoliopsida; Poales; Poaceae
Product: homeobox-leucine zipper protein HOX22-like
Exons: 2
Coding region: 94-897 (267 amino acids)
Biological process (GO): positive regulation of DNA-templated transcription
Cellular component (GO): nucleus
Molecular function (GO): sequence-specific DNA binding; DNA-binding transcription factor activity, RNA polymerase II-specific
Source: RefSeq, a predicted model, not a curated record
GGGCAUGACCGGGAGCACGGAGGAGAGCGCCGGCCGGCAGCUGGGUGAUCGGAGAAGAACGGCGGCCUUGCUAGGAUCUUUCGAUCGGUCGACAUGGACAGGCCAGAUCGCCACCAGCACCAGUUUUUCAUGCCGCUGCCGGUGCUGCAGCAGCAGCAGCAGCUGUGCGCGCCCAUGAUGGACGAGCAGGCGUCGUUCUUGGCGGGGAGGGCCGGCGGCGGCGGCGGGGGAGGUGGAGGUGGAGCGGCGGGGAGGGGGGAGAGGAAGCGGCGGUUCACGGAGGAGCAGAUACGGUCGCUGGAGUCCAUGUUCCAGGCGCACCACGCCAAGCUGGAGCCCCGGGAGAAGGCGGAGCUGGCGCGGCAGCUGGGCCUGCAGCCGCGGCAGGUGGCCAUCUGGUUCCAGAACAAGCGCGCCCGGUGGCGCUCCAAGCAGCUCGAGCACGACUACGACGCGCUCCGCGACAAGUUCGACGCCCUCCACGCCCGCGUCGAGUCCCUCAAGCAGGAGAAGCUCGCCCUCGCCGCACAGUUGCAAGAGCUAAGCGAGAGGCUGAGGGAGCGGGAGGACCACCGGGCCGCCAGUGGCGGCGUCGCGGCGACGGCUAGCAGCAGCAGCUGCAACGGCGGCGAGGAGGAGGCGGAGGACGACAAGAGGAACGUCGUCCUCCGGUGCGUCGACAUGGAGCCGCCCGAGAGCUGCGUGCUCGCCGGGGCGUGCGCGACGCCGCCGGCGGACGUCUCGGUGGAGUCCGAGUGCGACGACCACCACCGCCUCGACUACGACGACGGGUUGUUCCCGGAGUCCUUCUGCGCGACGCCGGAGCUGUGGGAGCCCUGGCCGCUCGUGGAGUGGAUGCGGUCGCCUGAAACGGUGGCGGAAGCUAGCAGUACAUAGGCUUGCGUGUGUAAGAUACGUGCAUGGUGCCAUGGCGCUCUCAAAUGGAACAGGAGGACAACGGCGGGGGCCGGGCUCUGUGCCCAUGACGAUUGGGCCCCGGCAUCAGGUCGGGGAUGAGAAGGCGUAACGUUCAAGCGAUGGAACCUUGGAGACGAUCAGCCAAUGGGAUUAGUGCUUUCGAUCUGCAAAGGUUAAUGGGAUUCAUUAGAGGCGUCAUUGGUAGGUCGACUGCUAGAGUUGCUCUAGAAUGCGGCUUUGUUGUUCCCUUUGGAAUUCAAAGUUAGAUAAUAUAAUCGAAGCAUAUAUGUUCGCUUUAUAAAUAUAUAUAGUAUUCGCGUGUACGUAUU